ACAUAUUUUUUAACGUCCCAAUCCAUUAUUUUUUUAGUAUUGAAAAUAUUAUUAUUGCAUACAAAUUAAUAUUAUUUUUUAUAAUAUAUUAAGUCAUAUUAUUUUCCAACUAUUUUUCAUUCAAGUAUAUGUAAUAUUGUUGUCUGCAAUUUGUGAUUAAGUACUAAAAAUGACAGAAAGGACUACGACCAAAAGUAAAUCCCGUAAAAUACCAAAGGCAAAUCCUUUGUUUGAACAAUGGAUUUCAGAAUGGUUAAAAGAGGCCACUGAAAAAAACUUGGAAGUCCGUCAUGGUUAUCGUCGUGUGAGUCAAUGAGUUUUUACUUUUUAAGUAUUCUAUACCUUUUUUAUUUUAAAUACCUAUAUAAGCAAUACAAUAGUAAACAUUGAUUGGUGUUUUUUUGUAGGUACCUCAUUUAUGUAUGACUAUCUAUAAUAUAUAUUUUAUUUAUUUGUUUAUAUGAUUGUAGGUUUCAUAAAUUCUGUUUAUCACUAUGUUGUGAAUAUAACUGAACUUGCAUUUUUAUAGGCAUUGACUUCAUUACAAAAAUGUCCAUUGCCUUUAAAGAGCGGGAAGGAAUGUUUAAUUCUAAAGUUUUUUGGUCUAAAAUUAUGUAAUAAAAUAGAUAAAAAACUCGAAGAGCAUAAUAAAUUAUCUCCGGCCAUAGGUAAAUAAAGAAGUACUUUUUCGAUACUAGUUUAUUUUAUUAAGAUAAUGUUUCUUUGCUUUAUUAAAUUUAAAUUAUUAAUUGAAGAUGGAAGCAUAGUCAAUGAUACAUCUAAAAGGAAAAAAAAUGUUGCUAAUAUUUUGCAACCUUCAACUAGUACCUCAAGUAGUGCUUACAAACCAGAUUCAAUAAUUUCUAUGGAUCAUGAGGAUGUGGCUGUUACUGUAAGUAGAAAACAAAAUGUUACUAAUAAAUCACUACUUUUAAUGUGAUAUUUUUGAACAAUGUAAUUUAUAAAUGUCAUGCAAUUUUCCAUUUAUGGUUUACUAAUUUAAAUAUACAGAAUUAUAGAUUAUGCAAUUAGUAAUUUUUACAUUUAAUCUGUAAAAAUCUAGUAAACUUGUCACUAAGUGUACAUUCAGCUAAGCACUAUUAACACUAUAAAUAAGUUAAAUAUUUCAAUUCAACUAAAGAGCAACAAUUUGAACUUAUGUAUGAACAUUUUAGAGUAUACUAGUUGUAACAAAAUGUGGAAAAUGCAAUCAAAUAUUAAACAACAGAAUUGUUUAUAUAGUUCUGUUAUGAAAGGAUUUGUAGAAGUUAUAAAAAAUAUAAUUAUAAUUUAAUAGGUAAUAUUAAAUUGAUUUAAAUAUUUGUGUUAUUUUUUUUUUAAAUAGAGACACAAUUCCAACCAGAAUCCUAGUGCUGCUGAAAAAGAGAAUAUUAUUUUAUGGCCAAAUGAAUUUACUGUUAUACUGCUCAUUGAUACCGGUGAAUCGAGUAGCUUACGGUAUGUGUGACCCGAAAAGUACUAAGGUUAUAACUGAAAUACUAUACAAUACAAUAUUAAUAUUAAUAAUUAAUAUCUAUGAAAUAUAAACUUGCAUAUAAUAUUAUUUUAUAGAAUAAAAUGAGUGAUAUCGAUAUUAACUGUUUUAAUGAGUAUUAAGUUCAGGAAGUGGACAUUUGACCCCUUCAUUAAUUCUUGAAAAUGUUAAAUUAAUUUUAAUUAUUUACUAUUUAUUACAAAAGUUAUAAUUUUUAGAAAUUGAAAAAAUAAAUAAAUGUGUUAAUAAUAUAAAAUACCUAAAAUUUAAAUUUUAAAAUUAAAACUUUAAUAUACUAUUUAUAUUUUAGGCAUGUGAUUAUUUAAUAAAGUCCAUUAGUAAAUAUAAAUUAAAAAAAAUAUUAGUACUGCUUGAAAGAAAUUAUUAGUAAAUGUUUGUGUGUAAAAGUACUCAUAGUAAUAAACAUUAAAUGGUAAAUAUUAGAAAAUAUUAUUUUGGAGAUUCAAAUAUAUUUAGUUGUUAAAUAUUUUACUAAAGAUAUCAAAUGUCCAUUAUUCUUUAAGUUCAUAUUUAACUUUGGUACCAAAUUUAAUCUUAACAUUUUUGCUUACUUAGUACUAAUAUUUUGUUUUAUAUCUUUGCAAAGGUGUUUGUUUUGAAAAAUCAAGGAGGAAAGGAUAGAAUGACGAUUCUAUAAGGUUCUAUAACAGUUAAACUUUAAUCAAUAAAUCAUUAAAUUUCUUAAAUUUAUUAAUAAUACAAAUAUGAGCUAAAUUUUAAAUAAAAAUAUUAUCAAUUUUAUAUGUUAAUAUCUAUACAAAUAUUGUUUUAUAUAUAAUAUAAUGAAAACAAUUUUGGAAAGUCAUGACAGAAAAUUUGGAACUCUUGGAUUGUAAAAUGUUUAUUACUACUAUAUAUUUAUUUAUUAUACUUAUGUUUUAAAUGUAUAAAAAAAAUUGUUGUUAUUAUUGUUAUGUUUUAUAUUUUGUUUUUAUAGGAAAACCAAUAUGGAUAAAGUUACUUCAGAAUUGUCUUCUUUAAAUGUAAAUUUUGAGAUGAGGCGUUUAAGUGUAGGGGAUUUUGCUUGGAUUUGUCGCGACAAAACUGGAAAGGAGCUUAUGUUACCAUAUAUAUUAGAAAGAAAACGGUUAGAUGAUCUUUCGGGAAGUAUUACAGAUGGUCGUUUUCAUGAACAAAAAGUGAAUAUUUUAAUUAAAUUAAAAUACAAUUUCUGUAAUAAAUACAUGUGAAAAUUCUUAUUUGUACAGUUUAGAUUAAAGCAAUGUGGGCUGGAUAAUAAAAUCUAUUUAGUUGAGCAUGAAAAAAAAUAUCAUGGUUUACCAAUAUCAAAUUUGCAACAAGCAUUGGCCAAUACAGAGGUUAUAGAUGGUUUUACGAUUGUCAGAACAGAAAAUCAUUUAGAAUCUAUGAAAUAUAUUGCAAACUUUUCUUAUCUAUUAUCUAAUAUGUACAAAGUAAACUGAAUUAUUUAUUUAACUUCACAGAUAUAUACACAAUGCAUUUGUGAGAUAAAUAUAAAUUUACAAUUGUUUACAGAACAAAAUAUUAACUACUCAUAGUGAUGAUGACUCAGAUUAUGGAAACUGCUCCAAUUAUGUGAAACUUAUACCCUUCAAAACAUUUUCAGCAGGUUCUGCUAAAAACAAGGUACGAAAAUGUAAAAAUAAAAGAGUAACAUUUUUUUUUUUACAAUAAAUUGGUGACUAUAAAUCAUAGUGUCAAUAAAAACAAAACCUGAUACUGUUGAUGGGUGCACUACUGUUAUAGGUGGGAAGUUGGGAAGGUGGGAUACAUAAAGCUAUUUAAUUUAUAUCUGUAAGUAAUGAUAAAUCAUUACUAAUGAAAAACGAUUCUGAGCAAAGUUUAUUUAUACAUGAUUUGAAAGACCUUAAUAAUUAUUUACAAAUUUCAUCAAAAUUUGAUUUAAAAAAAAAUUACUACAUUACACAAUUUUUUUUUUGACCACUAAGUACAACUUAUAAUGAAUCUGUUAAAUUUGAAUCAUUUUUAUUUGGUCAAACAAUUUUAUCUACAUACCUACUAAAGAAAAACGACUUUCUUCUUGACCAAGAGCAAUAACAUCCCAAAUAUAACAAAAAAAGCAAUAUUUCUAGUAGAAAACACUUUAUGUGUUCAAAUUAAAAACUAUGAAAUCUGUAAUGCCACUUUUUCUUAAUUAUUUUAAAAACCUUUUGGUAAAUCAUAAAAUGAUCUCCAUAAUGCACCAACUAGAUCCAAAAUUCAAUAAAAGGUUUUUUGAAAUUUUUUGAUUGGAGCAAUUUUUCUGUUUGAAAAGUUAUUUUAUAGACAGAAAAAAAACAUACACACCUAGUAAAUCCAACAGAUCCCUCACUCUGCACCAAAUGUAAAAAAUAAUUCUUUUGUAGAUCUCGUUUUUCUUUUGUUAUUUUCAGAGUAUUAAACUUACUCCUUGCACUGCUCAGAAUCUAAAGUAGUUCUAUCCUAUUAAACAAAUAAUAUUAUAAUUUAUUGCUUUUACAGAAUAUGACAGUACGAGAUAUGUUGAUACGGCAAUUACUUCAGGUCCGAGGAUUAUCCGUUCAUAAAGCAUUUGCAAUUGUCGAGCAAUACCCUAGUCCAAGGUCACUCAUCCAUGCCUUUCAAAGGUCCAAAAAUCCCCUUUUACUGGCCAAUAUAACUUACGGCAUACCUGUCAAAACCAUUGGGUCGGCCAUUAGCAAGACCUUGUUUCAAAUAUAUUCCAAUUGAUAACCGCGUUUAAAUUAUAUGUAAAUUUGUGCUUUGUGCAAUUAUUAUAAAUGUUUUCAUUUUUUAUUUUAAUUAUUGUUUAGAAAUAUAAUAUCAUUUGUAAAACGUGUGAUACGCAUAUAUUUA
Messenger RNA from Cinara cedri, 4333 nucleotides. Lineage: Eukaryota; Metazoa; Arthropoda; Insecta; Hemiptera; Aphididae. The record is from the annotation of a GenBank genome assembly.